UGCCGCCAUUUAAUGUUCACUAUAAUAGUGGUGGAAUUAAGACCUGUGUUUUCCAUCGCACCAUUUCAGCACAGAGUAGCCUACAAGAAAGGGGGAAAAAAAUCUGAUCUCAUACAUUUGCUUCUUCCCGAUUAUUGUAUUUGCAAGGACAUUUUGUUUUGUUUGUUUUGAAACCAUGACAACCACUCAAGAAGCCAUGUAGUUACCAAUGUCACAUUAGCCAGGAAAAAAAAGAAUGGCCGACGAUUGUAACGCUAUUUUCUCGAGGGGACAUACAGGAAACACUCCAGUCUAUCCUUGGUAUAAACAAAGGCUGUUCAGUCUCAGGGAUCCCCAAAGAAAGCAGAAAUUAUCUGGGGCUCUACAUGGUCAUCGGUGGCGUUUUUUAAACUCUGAGCUUGAUGAUUUCAGAGAUGGAUAUCCUUUAGAUGCUGGCCAAGAGAUUUUUGUUUCAAGCCAAUGUAAUACAUCCCCUGUAGUUUUUGGAAAGAGUGGAGGACCAUGUUCUCCAGCAAAGGUGAAGAGGAAUCCUUUCACAAAAGAGCAGGUUUGUUUCUCCAAGGAGAACCCACUGAAGCAGAUGCGCCAUGAGCACGUGGAAGCUGUAGAGGACCAGCUGACCCAGCACCCCCUUGCUCUCUAUCCCCACCUGGAGAGUGGUAUGGCCCCUGAGUUAUUUGAUGAAGUGCUUUCCGUACUGGACCCUGACAUGUACACAAAGAAGAGGUCAGCAAUGAGAUGGGAGGCACAGGAGCACACAGACAUCUGUGACUCAGAGAGGACUCAAGUUGAAGAGGAGGAGGGAUUGAAAUUACCUGGGAAUGAAAUGCCACAGGAACCCAAUCAAUGGAACCCUUAUGAAUUAAAAGACACAAAGACGUCUGGGGAGAUAGAGGACCAAGUAGUCAGUGUUAAAGGUCUACGUUCACCAUCUGAAGAUGAGGACAUCAAAAAAGUGACCAAGCUCUUCUGUGACUGGGUUGUGUCCCUUGGUGGCGACACAAACAACCUGACAGAAUCUACUGUGUUAGGACUAUUUGUCAGUGGCUAUGAGAAAAAACCUUCUCUAAUCUUCCCUAUUGAAGUGGUUAAAUCCAGCAACAUACCAGAGGAGUUACGGAGUUCAGCAGUGGAACAGGGCAGAGACCUUUCAAGUGACACCCUCUUAAAAGACUCUGACCUACAUGAGUUUCCAACUGGAAGUAAGAAGACCAAGUAUGGUGCCUGGUACCUUGAUCCUAAACUAUGGAAGAAGAGGCCCUCUGAUGAGCCGUUGACAGACCCUUUUGCACUAGAGGAGGACAUCUUGUUCACUGAGGAGCCCAGUGCAGUUGAUGACGAGAUCAAAGAGCUUCAUGGAACACAGGCACUGGAGCAGUUUAUUGCCAGCAGGGGUCUCAGAGUACCAAGGUUCCUCAAAGCACUAAUCUCAGAGGAGGACAGAGAGGGUAAGGGCAGAGGAACAGAUGCAACUGGAUCCAUGUCAAUGCAUUGAGGAGCAGUCGUCCAUCCAGUAUGAUCUCCAAUAAGAUGGCAAGGACAUGGGAACAUAUGACUGAGUUACUUUCAUCCCGAAGAGACUGAAAUAAAAUAUGAUCACAGAAUGUU
Molecule: messenger RNA, 1608 nt
Organism: Clupea harengus (Atlantic herring)
Lineage: Eukaryota; Metazoa; Chordata; Actinopteri; Clupeiformes; Clupeidae
Gene: fam47e
Product: family with sequence similarity 47 member E
Biological process (GO): transcription initiation-coupled chromatin remodeling
Cellular component (GO): chromatin
Source: RefSeq, a predicted model, not a curated record